Rotaria sp. Silwood1 is the source of this 3420-nucleotide messenger RNA. The record is from the annotation of a GenBank genome assembly. Lineage: Eukaryota; Metazoa; Rotifera; Eurotatoria; Philodinida; Philodinidae.
AUGAAUAUCAAUCAAAAUUAUUCACCUCAACUUAUUCCAAUAACUUUGUCCAAAUCUUUACAUCUUCCUCCUAAUACCAAUCGUACAGCUAAAGUUUUCAUUCCUAUUUCGUCUAUUAGUUCACCAUUUAUUCCUCAUCAACACUUUAUACUAAAUAGUGCUUUAUAUAUUCCACAUAAACUUCUUCAAUUUUACAAUCAUUUUUCUACUAUAACAUUAUCUAAUACAACUCUUUAUCCACAAUUCGUUACUAAAGGCGUUUGUAUUGGAUUCUUAUGUUCUUAUAUCGUUCAACAACGAAAUAUCCACACGUCGCUUCCAACGACUAAAUCACGUGGUGCCGUCAAAUCUUUUGGCGAGAUGCCAGUCUCUCUUGACUUAGUCAUGGAUAAAUCGACUAAUCAUUAUUCGAACGACUCUUCGAAAUAUUUUCCAAUACACAACCAGUAUAAUACUGAUGUCAUUACAAAUCCCACUACUUGUUAUACAAUUCCUUCGAUACACCCUCAGGUUGAUAAAGAUAUUCGCGAAUUAGCUACCAAACUACAACAUAAACAAUAUCAUGAUGCUCUUCUCGCACUUUUAUACAGUUUCCAUCGAAUUUUUAAUACAACUGAACAUAAUAUUGCUGAUACACCCAUUCAUCAUGUUAUUAACACAAUCCCACAUACACCCCCAGCUUGCAAACCAUAUCCACAACCAGAUAAAGAAGAACCAAUGUAUGCUAUUAUCCAAGAAUUUUUACAAGCAGGUUUAAUUUCAGAAUCUCAUUCUCCAUAUGCAGCACCUGCUAUCCUUGUCAAGAAAAAAGAUGGUUCUUAUCGUUUCGUAGUGGAUUAUAAAAAAUUAAACUUGAUCACAAUCAAAGAUUCUUCACCAUUACCAAAUAUGGAAGAAUCCAUUCGAAAGCUGGGUCAAGGUUACAAAUAUUUCAGUAAAUUGGAUUUAAAAUCGGGAUUUUAUCAAAUUCCAAUUAAUGAAGCUGAUCGCGAAAAGACCGCAUUUGUUACUCCAUUUGGUCUUUAUCAAUUCAACGUAUUACCUAUGGGUCUCAUUAAUUCACCACCAACAUUUCAAAAAGUGAUGAAUGAUACGCUGAAACCAUGCCGACAAUUUUCUCUCGUUUAUCUUGAUGACAUCAUUGUCUUCUCAAGAUCUUACGAAGAACAUAUGAUACAUCUCGAACAAGUAUUCUCGGCUUUAUCAUCAAAACAUUUUGUACUUAAUCCUCCAAAAUGUGAACUUAUGGUUUCAACAAUCAAUUAUCUUGGACACACAAUUAGUGAGAAUAGAAUUACACCAAUGAAUGAAAGAAUACAAGCUAUUCUCAACAUUAAAGAACCAAACACAUUAGCUCGUGCAAACAAAUUUAUUGGUGCUUUAAGCUGGUACAGAAAGUUUAUUCCAAACUUCGCCACCAUAGCCGCACCAAUACACGCCGUAACAAAUCUUAAUAAAAAUGACCGGCGUAAAUUCAAAUGGACAUCCGAACAAUCCAAUGCAUUUCACCAACUCAAACAGAUGCUAACAACUGCACCAUUAUUUCUUCAUUUUCCAGUCGAUGAUAAACCAUUUAUAUUAACGACUGAUGCAAGUGAUUUUGGCAUUGGAGGUGUUUUACAACAAGAGGUCAAUGGUGAAUUAAGAAAUUUAUAUUAUCAUUCCCAAUUAAUGACUCCUUGUGAACGAAAAUAUAGUCCCAUUGAAAAAGAAGCCUUGGCUAUUUACAAAUGUUUUGCUCGUAUGAGACCAUAUUUACUUGGUCGAUCUAUUAUUGUCAAAACAGAUCAUUGUCCAUUAUGCAAUAUUAUGAAGAAAACCGUACGAAAUGCACGCGUCGAUCGAAUUUCUCAUUUGAUCCAAGAAUAUAAUAUUGAAAAAGUUAUUCAUAUAAAUGGUCGUGACAAUUGUUUGCCUGAUUAUUUAUCUCGAUAUCCUCGCGAACAAGACGACGAUUUAUUUGAUAUUGAUUACGGUAUUGGAAGUAAAUCCGCGAUAGUGGAUUCUCCGUCUACCAAUCAAAACCUUUUAAAUGCAAUGUUAUUACGUCCACGAAAAAAUAAAACCGAAUCAGUGAAAGCUACAGCGAAUGUUGAUGCUUUCGUCUCUACUGAUCCGGAUACCACUCUCGUUACAGAUACUAAUGUAUCACAUACUAAAUUCAUACCACAUAAAUUUUCUUCAAAUUACUUUGAUACGAGUAAAUUACAACAAGAACAAGCUCGUGAUCCCAACAUACAAAAUAUUAUUCGUCGACUUCAACAAAAACCGAAUAACUCACCAUUUAUCUUCAAAGAUAAUCUUCUUCGUAAAAUAAUUACAAUUUCUCCGCAUUCUAAACUUAAACGCGAUGUUAUUUACCUCCCAUCGUCUAUGAUCAAGCCACUUCUAUAUGCUUGUCAUAAUGAUCCUAUGACUGGAGGACAUUUUUCACGUGAUCGAACAUACCACAAAAUUAAAAAUCUUUAUUGGUGGCCAAAAAUGAAAUUAUCUAUUUUCCAGCAUAUCAAAUCCUGUCUUGCCUGUCAACAAUACAAUGUCAGUCGUCAGAAAAGACAUGGUCAACUUAAUCCGAUUCCCCCACCUGACGGUCCAUUUCUACUGAUCGGUAUAGAUUAUUGCGGUCCACUUAAAACAACACCGCGUGAAAAUCAGUAUGUCCUUGUGAUAACUGACUACUUCACCCGACAUAUUACCGCCAUCGCCUUACCGAACUGCACAGCAGCAACGACCGCUCAAGCCUUAUUUAAUGAAUAUUUUUGCAAAUAUGGUAUACCAAGUACCAUUCUCAGUGAUCAAGGUCCACAUUUCCAAAAUCAACUGAUGCAAAAUAUUCAAAAAUUAAUCGGAUACAAUCACAUAUACAGUACGCCAUAUCAUCCUCAAACAAAUGGCAUCGUCGAACGUUUCAACAGCACAUUUAUUCCACAAGUCUCAAAACUUCAAGAUACUGAAGACAACAAUUGGGAUGAAUAUUUGCAAGCUGUUGUAUUCGCCUAUAAUUCUGGCGUACAUAAAACCACCAAAUAUUCCCCAUACGAACUCCUUUAUGGUCGUACACCUCGUCUUCCUAUUUCAACACGACGAUCAUAUUUUUCUUUUCUCAAACCCAAUGAUUAUUUCAAUCAAUUACAAAAAACUUUACGUAUUUAUCAUCAAGCUGCUAAACAAAAUAUAUUACAACAACAACAACAUACCACAUACCGAUAUGAUAAAAAUCGUCCAGAUCCACAUUACAAACUAGGCGAUACAGUCUUAACUCGUAUUUAUGGUAUUCGUGGUAAAUUAGAUCCGAAAUUUUCACCGAUACCAAAAGUCAUUAUUUCCGUUAAUCAUCCCAUUUACAUUGUCCAAGAUACUCAAAACAACAUGAAGUCCCAAGUCCAUGUUGGAGAUCUUCGACCAAUUUAUAUUAAUUAG